AUGCGCCGUUUUCUGGUAUGGCCAGCAGGAAUGAUAUGGCCUACUGUUGUUGUUGAUUGUGCCGUAUUUCGCACGUUACAUGAAGAUAAAACAGAUGAAGAAGAGUCACUUGCUACAACAUGGAAACUUGGACGACUUAAGUUUUUUUUUAUUGUAUUGGUUAUUGAAUUUAUUUAUACUUGGUUACCCACUUACUUUAUGCCUAUAUUAACAUUUUUUUCAGUAUUAUGCUUUAUCAAUCAAAAUAAUCUCAAGUUUGGUCAGUUAACUGGUAUGCAAGGAAUGAGUAUAGGCGCAUUACGAUUGGAUUGGAACGCGCUUACAUUCGUUUUUCCAUCACCAAUUUUUUAUCCGACAUGGGCUCUAUGUAAUAUAUUUGUCGGUUUUGUAGUCAUAUUUUGGAUGAUAGUUCCUAUUUUAUAUUAUACAAACUCAUGGAAUGCAAAAGUAUUACCUAUAUUUUCACAAGAUGUAUUUACUGUAAAUGGUAGUUUAUUUGUUUAUAAAGCAAUUUUAAAUAAAAUGUCUUAUUUAAAUCAAACAGCCUAUGAAGUAUAUGGUCCUAUUCGUGUAACACCGAUACUCUUUGUCAAUUUUUGUAUUUGUUUUACUGCUAUAACAUCACUUAUUAUACAUACAGUAUUAUAUCAUGGUAAAUAUAUAAAAGAACAAUUUUUUAUGUCAUUGGAUGAAGCAGUAAAUGAUGUUCACGGAAAAUUAAUGUCAAAAUUUAAGGAAGUACCAGAGUAUUGGUAUUCAAUAUUAUUGAUUAUAUGCGUGUUUGGUUCAGUAAUUGUUUGUCAUUUUGGUCAAUUAAUGCCAUGGUAUAAUUUACUUUUACUUUUAAUAAUUAAUUUUUUAUUUCUAUUACCAAGUGGUAUUAUAAAAUCAAUAACAGCACAAGAUACUGAUAUAGGAUUAUUAUUAUCAUUUAUUGGUAGUUUUCUUAUGAAAAGUGAUUCAAUUGGUAAUAUGACAUUUAGAACAUAUGGUUAUACUAUGCAACGCCGUUCAUUAGUAUUUUUAUCAUGUUUAAAACUUGGUCAUUAUAUGAAAAUUCCACCACGUCCAAUGUUUUUAUUAUUAAUAUUAAGUUCAAUAGUUGGUUGUAUAGCUAGUUAUUUGACAUCAUAUAUUAUGUUAAAAAAUAUUAAUGAUCUUUGUUUUACAUUUACUUGGUAUUGUACAAAUGCUCGAUUUCUCUCAGAUGUAUCUGAUUUAUGGGGCAUAAUUGGUGCAACUAAUAUACUUAAAACUUAUCCAUUUAUAGAAUAUUUUUUUCUUAUUGGUGCUUUAAUUCCUAUUCCACCUUGGCUAUUAAGUAAAAAAUAUCCAAAUAUUAAUUGGCUAAAAUAUGUACAUUUUCCAGUUAUGUUAGCAACAUUAACACAAAUUCCACCUUCACGUCCUGGUACUAUUCCAUCAUGGUUAUUAAUCGGUUUUCUAUUCAAUUUUCUAUUCUAUAAAUAUGCAAAUAAUUGGUGGCACAAAUAUGCAUAUAUAUUUUCGGCAGCAAUGAGUGCGGGUGUUGGUAUGGCCCUUAUUAUUAUUGCAUUCAUUCCAGCAUUUUCUCAUUAUUGGUGGGGAAAUCCUAAAGAAGCAAUUAAUAUUGAUGGCUGUCCAUACUCAACACUACCGUAUACUAAACAAAGUGGAUAA
Molecule: messenger RNA, 1659 nt
Organism: Didymodactylos carnosus
Lineage: Eukaryota; Metazoa; Rotifera; Eurotatoria; Philodinida; Philodinidae
Source: the annotation of a GenBank genome assembly